AUGGAACUGGCGAGAAGGGACGGUGGCUAUAAAGCCCCCAAGAUCUGCGACGUUUUGCGAGAUGCAUAUAGCCCCGACCAGCGAUUCCAACUCUUGGUCGAGGAUCUCGAGCCUGUCCAUGACAUCUACUGGCAGCUCAGCCGACGGCCCUCGGAAGUCCAAUACCUGCGGACGAAAUCCGAAGUUUCUCUGGAGAUGGUCCUGCAAACCGCCGCGACGCCCUCCACGAUAGAACGACGGCGCCUCGCCCUGGUCCUAGCCCACGACGGGCUAGAUCUCAAGCGGCCAUAUUUGAGCGCAGCGACCCAUGUCGUCCCUUCCGGGGCCGAGCCGCCCUACCGGGAUAUGCACCACCAUGGGAAUCCCGGCAUCUUGAGAUUGGGGAUCCUGCUGCUCGAGGUCCACUGCUGGAGGCCGAUCGAGAGCUACUACCGCCAAGAUGUCGACUCGCUCAAUGGCCGCGAAACGCCGCUCACGGAGCUCAGCGUCGCCAGGCGCGUGCUUUCGUCCGAGAGCAUGAGCCAGAACUGCCUUCCGACUUAUACGAACGCCUUAGACGCAUGUCUCCACCCGCCCUGGACGGCGAGCGGCUCGAAAAUCAGCCUCAACAACGCCGAAACGCAGAAGGGCAUAUAUGAGGACGUUGUGCUGGCGUUGAAGAGUGAAGUCGAUGUGGUGGACGCCUGCCUUGGGAAAUGA
Messenger RNA from Gaeumannomyces tritici R3-111a-1, 699 nucleotides. RefSeq lists its product as hypothetical. The transcript has 3 exons. The record is from RefSeq and is a predicted model, not a curated record. Bases 1 to 699 code for a protein of 232 amino acids. NCBI's taxonomy places the organism in Eukaryota, Fungi, Ascomycota, Sordariomycetes, Magnaporthales, Magnaporthaceae.